Messenger RNA from Xenopus tropicalis (tropical clawed frog), 6524 nucleotides. NCBI's taxonomy places the organism in Eukaryota, Metazoa, Chordata, Amphibia, Anura, Pipidae. The record is from RefSeq.
CGAGAGUCGGGGCGGCCUGAGCAGUGUGUGUGUGAAUACAAGAAAGCCGGCUAAGGCCGCAGGGUGGUGCAGGAGUAGGAAGAUGAGCUCCACGGAGGAGCCUUCCAGUGACUACCCUAUCCAUGCUCUGGUAUGGAGAAAUGACUACCGGAGUCUGGAGAGCGAGCUGCAGGGCAAGGACAUAGAACAGCUGGAUCCACGAGGUCGGACACCGUUACACCUGGCAGUCUCUUUAGGACAUUUAGAAACAGCAAGAGUUCUUUUGAGGCACAAAGCUGAUGUCACCAAAGAGAACCGUGAUGGAUGGACAGUUCUUCAUGAGGCGGUAAGCACAGGAGACCCAGAAAUGGUGCAGAUGGUCCUACAGUAUCGGGAAUUCCAUAAGGCAUCCACAGCACUUGGAGGAGUCCCUGAGCUGUUAAAAAAAACUUUGGAGGCAUCUGAUUUCUAUGUGGAAAUGAAGUGGGAAUUUACUAGCUGGGUCCCGCUGCUAUCUAGAGUAUGCCCAAGUGAUGUAUGCAGGAUAUGGAAGAGUGGAGCUAAACUUCGAGUUGAUGCCACUCUCCUAGGAUUUGAGAAUAUGAACUGGAUCAGAGGAAAGCAUAGCUUUAUAUUUAAAGAGGAAGAUAACUGGGCGGAACUGAUGGAAAUAAACCAUGAUGACAAGACUGUCACAAAGGAACGCUUUGACAUCUCCCAGGAGAUUGAAGGCAUCACUUUAGAUUCUAUGCAGCCAGCAGAAAGGGAAAUUAGCAAGAGGCUUACAUCUCCCAUCAUCAACACCUCAUUGGAUACAAAAACCAUUGCCUUUGAACGGUAACCCAAGAACUGUACCUUCUCCUAGGAUACUUAUGCGAUACUUAUGUGCAGCCCCCCCCCCCAAAAAAAAAAAGCUUUACUGACUAUCUCCAGAUGACAUUUAAUUUUUGUCCUUUUGUAGCUAAUUACAUUUUGGGAGCAAUUGUCAUUUAUAUAAUAUGUAAUAUCAAAAUGCAAAUAGAUAUUUUUGUAAUUUACAUGAGACUGGUUGCAAGAUGUCUAACUCUUCUCAUAAACUGAUAAGUCUAAUUAUGCAAACUAGCUAAUAAGCCACAGAAAAAACAGUGGGACAGAGAAGAUUGGAAUGAAUGAAAUCAAUAACAAAUUAAUUAAAGUAAUGUUUUAGUCGUGCACAACCGUUGCUAAAGGCUGCUUAUGACAAGAGAAAUGCUAUUGAUUUCUUUUGUUCCUAGCUUAAUGUCAGCUAUCACUUGGCUUUUUCAUGACCUCUGCAGAUUUAUGUUCCAGCAAGCACAAAAAAAGUGCAUUUACUUUGCUUCUGUCCUUCAUGGAAGUGUUGCCAUGUUGCUUUUUGUUGUGCUAUAGAUUUUUCUUUGCUUUAAAUUGAAUCAUGUUCAGUUGGACAGCUGGUAGUAGCAGGGAUGUGUGUAGCUGUUAGCUGCACUGUGAAUAUCUGCAUGCAGAGCUUAGUCAUUUAAAAAAAAAAACUUGUAUAACACAAACUGUAGAUUGUAUUGGAAAAGCUUUGUACUAUGUUACAUUAUAGGGCAUGAGACACAUUUUUCAAACUCUCAUUUAGGACACCUUAAUACCUUAAUAACAUGGUGCUUUACUGUUUCAGUGUAAGAUCAUGGUUUACCUCACAUAACUGAGGAAUGGCAAAGUAUAGCUGUAUAGUAAAAAUACACCUAAUAUAUAAUUUAUUAUUUUUAAAAUCCUUUACCUAUUGAUAAAUAUUGUCAUAAAUCCUGUAUCAAAGAUAAGAAAGCUAGGGGGCUCCCCUUUGGUGAUCUUUACGCUCAUUUGCAAAUACAAUUGCAAUGUAAAAUAAAUAUACACAAGUUGCCAUCUAUUUAUUUAUUUUUAACCCAAAAUGCAGUGGUCUUACUAGUGUAAUAUCAGGUGCUCACUAAAUUGCCCGAGUUACAAAUGUGGGCACAGAUUAGGGUUUAGUAUUGCUUUAGUGAUCAUUUGCUAGUUAAUAUGUAUAAAUUACAUUUCCUGCAUGUGUGUGAUUUACUAGUAUGUGAAAAUCAAAUAAUUGUUUUGGUUUCUUUUUAGAACAAAGUCUGGAUUUUGGGGCUGGAGGUCAGAUAAGAUUGAAACAGUGAAUGACUAUGAAGCCAAGGUAGCUCGUUAAUUCAUCAAUACAAAUCUAUAUCUUAAAAGCAUGGGUUAGUGGUUUAUAUUAACUCCUUCUUUUCUCUCUUAAAGGUGUAUUCUGCAAAUAAUGUUAAUGUUGUGACUAAAACAAGGACAGAACAUCUAACAGAAGAUGAAAAGUCUCGAUACAAAGGUAAUAAUGUAGGCAGACUAACAAAUAAUGUGUCUGAUGACCUAUGAUCUUGUAGCCGUAUAACAGGGUAACAAAAGGCAAACACUGAAGAAAUCAGCAUUUAUGAAGCAUGGAAUAUAUAAUAUGGUAAUCUUUUCUGUCAUUUUUAGGUGAUAGAAACUUUUUGGAAUCUUUACUUGGGACAGUUGAGCAUCAGUUCGGAGCCCAGGGGGACCUCACCACAGAGUUUGCCACCGCGAACAACCCUACUGCCAUAACUCCUGAAGAGUAUUUUAAUCCAGAUUUUGAUCUGAAAAACAGGGACAUUGGAAGGCCAAAAGAGCUUGCAAUAAGGACUCAAAAGUUUAAAGCCACAUUGUGGAUGUGUGAAGAUUUUCCCCUGUCCUUGGUGGAACAAGUCACGCCCAUCAUAGACCUUAUGGCCAGAACAAGCUCUCAUUUUGCUCACCUUAGAGACUUCAUCACUCUGCAGUUUCCUCCAGGCUUUCCAGUCAAAAUAGAAAUCCCUCUAUUCCAUGUUCUGAAUGCAAGAAUUACCUUUGGAAAUGUGAAUACCUGUUCCAGGGCAGAGGAGAGUCCAGCAUCAACUCCCAAAGGCAGUCAAGAUGAGGCCUCUCCGUCUCCAAAAUUUGAGGUGGACCAAUCAGUCUUUGAGAUCCCUCCAUUUUAUCAUGUGCAGGAGAAUGGGAGGAGCCUACAUAUACGAGAUGAAGAUGAUGAGAUAAUGCAGUUUGCUAUUCAGCAGAGUCUUUUGGAGUGCAGUGGAAAUCAGUAUAUGUCACCAAGCCAUUCAAAUGGAAGUAUCUCUUCUCAUCAGGUCUUUGACACACAGUAUGAAAGGUAAUGUAUUAAAUGUAAUUAGGUAAAAGAAGUUAAAGCAUGGGUUGUAUAUACACUUGUUAUGUCAGCUUAAAACUUACUAGAAUACUUUGCCAGCACCAACCAGCCAUUGCAUAUCUGCUGUAUGCCAGGCUGUGCAGUAGAGCCAGUGGGUGGGCAGCCAGUAUAUAGCCAUAAUUAAUUAGAAACUAUGUAAGGGCAGAGCUGUGAUUGGCUAACCACAUCCUACUUUGUUUCUGGGCAAGGACUGUUAGAACAUAUCCACAACUCAUUAUUACCAUAGAAAGAGGCAUCAUUUUAAAAGGUAAUGAUUCUUUAUGCCAUUUUAAUCCAAAACCUUAGGUUACUGAUUAUUGCAUACAUGAUGAGGAUGAUUUUAAAAAUGUUGUAUGCCCCCUUUUAAUGUCACAGAUGUAUUGUAGAUUGCUUCAUUACUUGCUGGGUAGGUUAGCAUGUGGGAAAUUUAGUUGUCAAACAAACCAAUAUUGAUUAGGCAGUAGCGAUGCAUUGAAUCCAGAAUUUGGUUCAGUAUUUGGCUAAGAUUCUGCCUUUUUCAGCAGGAUUUGGCCAAAUACAAAUCCUUAAAACCAUGUGACUUGUCACAAAAACACAGAAGUUGAAUUUUUGGAUGGAUUGAAUGUUACCCUUGUUAAGCUUGUAAGAGUUGAAUGUGAAACAGAUGUCUUUAGCUAGAAAACAAUCCUGUAAGCGACAGACUUUCUGUUGGUUAUUAGUGUUUUCAGUGCAUAAACCAUCCUAAUAUUCUCUGUUCAGAGCCUUGCAGGAGAGCAUACUUGCCAAUUCCCAAAGUGCCCAUUCCAGCCUCAGCAGCCAGUCUCAGAGUUUUGACAAAGACUUACAGUUUGCCAUGGAGCUCUCUGCCAGGGAGCAGGAGGAGGCAGAGAAACGGCGCCAGCAGGAAGAGGCUCAGUUGGAAGAGAUCUUGCAGCUUUCGCUCAUGGAAAAAUAGACAUUCAAAAUGAACAGUAAGAAAACAAAUGGCUGAAAAUAUGCCUCUGAUACGGGUCUUGUCCCUCUCCUGCUAAAAACCAGCAGCAUUGCCAAGUGUGGGGGGCCAAGAGGUCACUCCACAGAACGAAAGAUCACUCCAUGGACUCUGUAUCUACCAAAGAGCUGAGACUUUUUUGAUACACCUUUUUCUUCUCUGCUUCCUAAUUGCAAAUCUGGGACCUUUUCUACCAUGGUGUUUCUUAUAUUUAAAUAAUAACCCUUUGCCUACCAACUCUAACUGAACCUAGAAACAUAGGCUCUACACGCCUGUCACUCUGUAACUGUUUGCUGCAUAGACUUGUUGUUGGUAGUCAGAGGGUUAAUACAGAACUGCUGUAGGAAAAAUAAAAUGAAGUAAGAGGUUUAACCUUUCUUUCACUGAAUGUUUUGCUCCCACAUUUUUUCCACCCUAAGCAUGACCUGGCACUAUAUUAUACAGAGCAAAGAUCUAUUCUGAGUUUUAUCAAAGCAGCUGGUCUUGUACGAAUCCCAUUGUUUUAACAGCUUCCUAUGUACCCUGCAUGGCCGGGGCUUUAGGGUGACAGUAUACUGACCAUUUAUUGUCUUUGGAAUCCAUUAGGAUUAGAUGUUGUACAAGGUCAUACUGUCAACUAAAGGGAGGCUCUGACAUAAAUAUAUAUAUAUAAUAUAUAUUGAUGCAUUGCAUACCAACUAUUAUCUAAUACGAUCGCGGGUCGAUCUAUCUGUCCACACGGAUCAAGGGCUGAGAAAUUUGGCUGACAUUACGGUUAUAUUUAACCAAUGGUCCUCCCACUACUGUGAGUUGGUUUGUUAAAUGUGCUCAGUAAAGCCAAACAAGCCUUCUGUCUUUGCUCAUAAUAAUGUGCCAGCUGAGAGCAAUCUUUUAUUGGCAUUUAAAGAUAAGAAUUUAUUUUACCACAGCAGAGGAAGUUCAUGCACAGAUUAAUAAUACAAAUAUAUAGAUAAGCCAGCCUCGGUCUGUAUAAUAACUGCUUUUCAGGAAAUUUAUUCUAUUAUGAAUUGUACGGUAACUUUGAAAUAAGGGAUCUUUUCCCUUUUAUAAUGCUUUGCCCUUGAGCACUAUUAAAUUAUUUUUAUUUAAGUUAUAUUCUACGUUUAACUAGAAACUCCUUUCUCCUUUGAGUUCCUUCCCAAUUUGAAAACUUUUGUUUGGAAGAAGUGAUUAAAGAUGGCGUGCAGCAACACAUACUCCUCUGUUUGUCAAACUGUGGGGCCCCUUGUGUAUUUCUUUUACAAGAAGGUCAGUUAUGGGGCGAGUGUUAUUUACUGUUUUGGUUCAAACUAUUUGUGUUUUAUAGACCAAGGGAGGCCUGAGUCCAAACAUUUAAACUUCUGCUUUGGGGCUUAUAAAGAUGGGCAUUCAGACCUGCAUUUCCCUUGAGGUGGAGUUCUGCAUUCCGCUGCAGGGCAGUGCAGGAUGAAACACAAUCAAUUCUUUCUUAUGGGGCUGUACUGACACAGGAAAACAGAGGUUUUUAGGAAUUAUUUGGCGAUGUUAGCCAGAGGCACCGCCUAUAAUGGGAAUUGAUUUCAGACAUUUCAUGGCAGCGGUUCCUAAGUGGUACUUGCCCUUAGAGGAGUAGCAUUUAGUGAGAAAUUGUAUGUCACAAAUUCUAUUUUAAAGGAACCCCGGUAUGAAACCAUACAGUUCUACAAAAUUAUUAUUGAUAUCAAGUUUUAGUAAGGGGGCUCAAUUCAUUUAACCCUGCAAGCGCAUAUAGUAGCACUAUUGUAGCUCUUGCUGAGCGCCAUAUCAGGUACAGCACGGUAGAUGCAAAUAAGUAUACGCUGUUUUGCUGGUAUGAUUCCAGUUUGGUGCUAUCAUGGCUAUGAGUUCCAUUACAAUCCGAUAUGCAACUCUGACAAUGGUUUUAAAGGGAAACUUUUAUUUUGAGCAUGGCUGACUGUUCUAAUAAAAAGGCAAGUUGAAUGAAAUUAGAGCUUAAUGCCACAAAUACCAGGUACAGUUGCACUGUCAGUGGGGUCUAAUGCUACUUCAUUGUUGCUCCCCGCAGUCAGCUUUGUAUACAUUUCAUUGCAUUGCAUUUCUUCACCCUAUUUCUUGGUAUUUUUGCUUUUAUUUUCCUUGUACCUUCUUUUCCAGUGGACAAUGGUAGUCAUGGAACUCCCAGGAGAACUUGUCAGCCAAUACAAGCGCAAACCUGUAUGCACACUGAUCACUGCUCAUUCACUCUGAGCAAAUGCGCAACUGUGUACAAGUGUGGAGAUGUAUUUACUUUGUAUGGAGAUAUUGUGUGUUACUCUCUGCUCCAUGGCAGCGGGAGAAGUACAUUGUACAGGGCUUCUUUAUGUUGUAAAUGGAGUGCACAAUGUAUGAAUAAAGUGGAACAUGCUCAAAAGGCUUUUAACUGAU